This is a messenger RNA of Liolophura sinensis, 560 nucleotides long. RefSeq names its product latent-transforming growth factor beta-binding protein 4-like. Lineage: Eukaryota; Metazoa; Mollusca; Polyplacophora; Chitonida; Chitonidae. Gene Ontology annotation, molecular function: calcium ion binding. The coding region runs from base 36 to 560 and encodes 174 amino acids. The record is from RefSeq and is a predicted model, not a curated record. The transcript has 5 exons.
UUCUCUAUAGCAUCGGACAAACAGAAGGAGAUUUAAUGUUGUCCGUUAUCUGGACAGUGGUCAGUCUACUGCUGGCGUUUUCGGUCACCUGUAACAGUCAAGACAGAAACGAAUGUGAUGGCGUUUCACCCUGUUCACAUAAUGCUGACUGUGUCAAUACAGUCGGAAGUUAUAGAUGUUCCUGUCAAUCUGGUUUUAAAGGGAAUGGGAUCGUGUGUACAGACAUAGAUGAGUGCGAGCAGUAUCCGUGUGGCCACAGAAAGUGUCAGAAUACUCCAGGGUCAUACAGAUGUCUGUCUGAGUGUAUCAUGGGUUACAUAUACAGAUGGAACAGUGGUAACUUAGCGUGUGUGGAUAUAGAUGAGUGCGAGCAGCAUCCGUGUGGCCUCAGAAAGUGUCAGAAUACUCCAGGGUCAUACAGAUGUCUGUCUGAGUGUAUCACGGGUUACACAUACAGAUGGAACAGUGGUAACUUAGCGUGUGUCGUUCUGAUGGGUACCGUAAUUCUUAAAGCCCAGCCUGAACAGAGAUCACGGCAUCUACCUCCCCUCAGCUUAUGA